This is a messenger RNA of Culicoides brevitarsis, 527 nucleotides long. RefSeq lists its product as uncharacterized. NCBI's taxonomy places the organism in Eukaryota, Metazoa, Arthropoda, Insecta, Diptera, Ceratopogonidae. The record is from RefSeq and is a predicted model, not a curated record. Bases 125 to 388 code for a protein of 87 amino acids. The transcript has 3 exons.
AAAACUGCAGGCAGACCGUUAUUCAAAUCCUUAUCAAGCACAUUGUCUGUUUUCCGGCACACCAAAAUAAUUCGGAAAUUUUACGAUUUUUGCCUGUUUUUAGUGCUUUCCGUCCUGUGAAAAGAUGUUCAAGAAGCAAAAGGUUAACCAAGAAGUCGCCAAAGACAAAGCAGAUUGUAUCUGUUACCGCAAUGUCGGGACUGUUAUUUGCUUGGUGUGCGAUCAAACCUUUAAAGGUCGCGUCAUCAAGCCUUGCAAAAUCCACAAGAAUCUCACUUUCUUGUACGAUCGUUCGUCUUGCCCGACCUGCCGAGCUGAUUUGAGCAAUUUGAAGGAAAUUCCGAUUGAUUUCAAGGAUUUCAUGGCAAACAACAACAAUAACAAUUAAUUAGUACCUAAGAAAGUUCAUGUUGACUUAAACUUGAAGAAUGCCGAUGAACGGCUCAAGUUAUUCUGAAAAGAUGAAAAUAUUUUAUUGAGGUCCAAUCAAUAUUUGUAACAAAUAUACGUACUUUGAAGUAACUUAA